UAUGCGCUCACAUAUAUAAACAAAUUACAUUUCUAUAUUCAGCACAACACAUUUACAUCAAAUUUGUUUUUGACUAGUACAACUAUGUUUGCCUUAGUACUCGUAUUCAUCGGUUUUGCCUCGGUUUCAGGUAAAACAUGGGAUGUGCCGAGAGAAUGCUAUCCAUUGUUUAGUUGUUCUAACAGAUUUCUAGAUAUUGGAAACUUCUUCUAUGAUGGCGAUACUUUAAAAGAUAUCAGCGAAGAAACAGUUGACGAGCUAUGUCAACAUAUGAAGACAAAAUUGGUUUGUAAGGAUGCAGAGACGUGUAAAGAGAUGCAUUAUGUUACUGAUAUGAUGGCUGAAAUAGAAACAGCUGUUUGUGUUCAGUAUAGAAGAUACAUUCAAAGUUUAACAACCUGCUACAAUGAACCAGAGUUCAGAUCUAAAUUCGUGGAAUGUGUCCAAGAUUCUUUUACAUUCACUAAUCCAUCUACUUGUGGAUUUGUGGACCAACUGAAAAGAUGUGCCUCCAUGUUACAGCACUGUAGAGCAAGGCAACACGCAUCUGUUGUUGAAACCAUGCUCAGCAAAUAUGGGACAACACUAUGCAAUCAUCACAAGUUUAAUGUUGGAGCUUGAUUUCAGCUCAACUAAGAUGAAUAUUUAUCAACCAUAAAUAAAAAAAAAUGUCACCGAGAUCUUUGUCAACGAAUUAAUCAGUAAACAAUCUUAGUUGAUUUA
Molecule: messenger RNA, 723 nt
Organism: Mytilus trossulus (common blue mussel)
Lineage: Eukaryota; Metazoa; Mollusca; Bivalvia; Mytilida; Mytilidae
Exons: 5
Coding region: 85-621 (178 amino acids)
Source: RefSeq, a predicted model, not a curated record